This is a messenger RNA of Fomitopsis serialis, 1017 nucleotides long. RefSeq names its product ribosomal protein S5 domain 2-like protein. Gene Ontology annotation, cellular component: mitochondrial small ribosomal subunit; ribosome. Gene Ontology annotation, biological process: translation. Bases 1 to 1017 code for a protein of 338 amino acids. The transcript has 4 exons. Gene Ontology annotation, molecular function: structural constituent of ribosome; RNA binding. The record is from RefSeq and is a predicted model, not a curated record. Lineage: Eukaryota; Fungi; Basidiomycota; Agaricomycetes; Polyporales; Fomitopsidaceae.
AUGAACGUAGUGCGCAAUGCAGUGCGCCCUGCACUCCGCUGCCGCGCCUACGCCACCUACGUCCCGCCAGCAUCGCUGAGAGACGUUCUACCGGGGAAGUCAGGUUCCAAGAAAACGCCACCCGAGUCUCCCAACUUCUACACCGGCAGCGCUGAGUACUACGACCAGCUCAAUGGCCUUGAAAACGCCGUGCACGACACGCGUACGGCUCUCAAGACCUUGCAGCUCCUCCCGCUCCCGGCCUUUGCUCGCAGUGCCAUCCCGCCUGCGCAACCCGUCUGGCAGACGAAGCGGGACAUCGCGGGCAGGAUGACCACGCCCCUCACCAUGACGCGGUAUCGCCGUCUCAUACAAUUGCUCAACCAAUUGGACCAGUACCGGCGGAUAGCAGAGGUCGCAGGCGUAGACGUGCUCUCAUCAAAAGUCGGAGACGUGCUGUCAGUGUUCGAGAAGGCGAAUAAGGAGGCCAUCCUUGCGCAUGGCAGGAGGAAACCUGUGGAGUUCGACGAGUAUGGACGGACCUACACGCUUGGUCGAAGGAAAACUAGCACUGCUCGUGUCUGGACCAUCGCCGUGCAAAGACCGCCAGAGGUCUCCGAGGAGGUGGAUGCCAACGAGGAGCCCUUGCCGCAAAUCGAGUCAACCGUGACGUCCGCCAUCGACAAUACCCCGCCGAAGCCCGUCCAGGUCACCACGACCAAUGUCAUCAUCAACAACCGACCGCUUGUGGACUACUUCCCCCAGUUGCCAGACCGCGAGCGGGUGAUCCUCCCCUUCAAAAUCGCAGGCCUCGUCGGUGCCUACAACGUGUUCGCCAUCGUGCGUGGUGGCGGAUCUACUGGGCAGAGCGGCGCUGUAAGCCUGGGUAUUGCCAAAGCCCUGGCAGCCCACCCCCCGACGUCGAGCCGCUCCUACGCAGAGGUGCCGAAACUGUUGCGCCGUGAUCCUCGUAUGGUCGAGAGGAAGAAGACGAACCGGCGCGGUGCUCGCGCAGCUUACAACUGGAUCAAACGGUGA